Molecule: messenger RNA, 6393 nt
Organism: Cheilinus undulatus (humphead wrasse)
Lineage: Eukaryota; Metazoa; Chordata; Actinopteri; Labriformes; Labridae
Gene: rap1gapb
Product: RAP1 GTPase activating protein b
Exons: 26
Coding region: 358-2421 (687 amino acids)
Biological process (GO): activation of GTPase activity; regulation of small GTPase mediated signal transduction
Cellular component (GO): cytoplasm
Molecular function (GO): GTPase activator activity
Source: RefSeq, a predicted model, not a curated record
GCAGCUACAAUCCCUCCUCCUCCUCUCCGCUGGUCCAUCUAUGCGACAAUUAUAACAUCUCCCCCUCCUCUUCUGCAGAAUUACACCCACUGACCUACCUUUUUCUCCCUCGUGCAUCGCCAAAACUGCAGUUAGGGAGCGUGUGCACGCGGAGCACCUCUCAUACAUCUCCAGAUAGAACAGCUGGACAAAAAGAGCAGACAGCUGGACACUUGAAGAGUUGACAAGAGCUUCUCCAGAACCAGAACCUUAUGGAAACAGGAUGGAAGGAUCCCUCGCAUCUCUGAUGAAGUAGAGCACUCACUGGCACACUCCCAUCCUCCAUUUCCUCUUCCCUCGCUUUCAAAGGGUUGCAGAAUGGAUGAGCAAAGAUGCCCCCUCCCUCCCCCGCUCAAAACAGAAGAGGACUACAUCCCUUAUCCCAGCGUUCACGAGGUUCUCGGUCGCAGGAGCCCUUUCCCGCUCAUUCUGUUGCCUCAGUUUGGAGGCUACUGGAUCGAGGGGACCAAUCAUGAGCCAAAAGACACACCAGAGACGGAUCAACCGCCCUGUCCUGCCUCACAUGUCAAACUGGAGACAAACAGCAUGGCCAAGAUUUACAGGAAGCAUUUCAUGGGCAAGGAACACUUUAAUUAUUACACCAUGGAUGCUGCUCUGGGACACUUGGUCUUUUCCAUGAAGUACGAUGUCAUCGGGGAUCAGGAACAUCUGCGCUUGAUGCUUCGCACAAAGGUAAAAACCUACCAUGAUGUGAUUCCCAUUUCCUGCCUUACUGAGUUCCCCAAUGUGGUUCAGAUGGCCAAGCUUGUUUGUGAAGAAGUAAAUGUGGACCGUUUUUACCCCGUCCUCUAUCCAAAGGCAUCAAGACUCAUUGUGACCUUCGAUGAGCAUGUGAUCAGCAACAACUUUAAGUUUGGAGUUAUUUAUCAAAGAUUCGGCCAGACAACAGAGGAGGAGCUGUUUGGAAACAUGGAGGAAAGUCCGGCCUUUGUAGAGUUCUUGGAGUUUUUGGGCCACAAGAUCGAGCUCCAUGACUUUAAAGGGUUUCGGGGCGGGUUGGAUGUCACUCACGGUCAAACAGGGACAGAAUCCUACUACACCAGUUUCCAUAAUAAGGAGAUAAUGUUUCAUGUGUCCACCAAACUGCCUUACACAGAGGGAGACUCACAGCAGCUGCAGAGGAAGAGGCACAUAGGCAACGACAUCGUCGCCAUCGUGUUUCAGGAGGAGAACACGCCUUUUGUCCCAGACAUGAUCCAGUCCAACUUCCUGCACGCGUACGCGGUGGUGCAGGUGGAGAAUGCAUGUACAGACAAUGUCACCUACAAGGUGUCCGUGACGGCAAGGGAUGACGUACCUUUCUUCGGGCCCGCUCUGCCUGACCCUGCCAUCUUCAAAAAGGGACCGGAGUUUCGUGAGUUCCUCUUCACUAAGCUCAUCAAUGCAGAGUACGCCUGCUACAAGGCUGAGAAGUUCGCCAAGCUCGAGGAGCGCACACGCUCAGCCCUCCUGGAGACUCUGUACGAGGAGCUGCACAUAAACAGCCAGUCCAUGAUGGGUCUUGGUGGAGACGAUGAUAAGCUAGAGAAUGGGGGCGGCGGGGGAGGAAGCGGUGGAGGCUUCUUUGAAUCCUUCAAGCGGGUCAUCCGCAGCAGAAGCCAGUCUAUGGACGCCAUGGGCCUCAGUAACAAGAAGUCACACACAGUCUCCACUAGUCACAGUGGCAGCUUUACCCACAAUCCCGCAGAGAGCCCCAAAACCCCUGGGAUUUCAUUGCUUGUUCCAGGGAAAAGUCCCAGUAAAUAUGGACGCCGAGGCAGUGCCAUAGGGAUAGGAACAAUAGAAGAGUCACUGAUCAUUCCUGGGAAAAGCCCAACCAGGAAAAAGUCUGGACCAUUCAGCUCGCGUCGCAGCAGCGCCAUUGGCAUCGAGAACAUCCAGGAGGUCCAAGAGAGGAGUCGGGAGGUGUCACCCAGCACCCAGAGGAUGCCGGACAGCACACAUUUUUCACAUGAAAACAGAUCAGACAAUUCAUCCAAUCACAGCUCUCCAGAAUUUGCUGCAACUAAGAACAGUAUGGCCAUGUGUUGCAGGGCGCCGUCCAUCCCCGAGGCUCAGGACCUUUCACGCUCCUCGUCCAAUGCCAGCAGCUUCGCCAGUGUGGUGGAGGAGAAUGAGGGAGAGGACGAGUACGAAACUGGACUGGAGAGUGUGUCUUGUAUCACUCCAAUCAAGAAAGACUCUUUUGUGUACAGCUCUGUGUCUGAGGACAAUACCGGCAGUGGCAGCCAGGAAUGUUUUUCAGCUCCUCAUCUUCAGCAGCAAAGCGAUCCGGCGAAGACAUCAGAGCCGAAGGGGACAGACGGCCAGACCAAGACAGAGCGCCCGUCACAGGAGCACAAGUUCUCGUCGAAUUGUUAGCCAGACUCCUCUGAUCCCUACCAUUGAUGUCCAUCUUCAGCAUUCCCAUAGGAGGAUAUUUUUACCCAAAGCAAGCCAAGGGCCUGUGAUCUCCACUGCUGACAAAGAAGAGGAGCAAGGUUAGAGGCCAGAUCAACAGACUGACAGAUCCUCCUCUGUAUGUUUGGCAUGGAUCUGCUGCCUGUCAAGAGAAAUACCCAGCUCCGUGGACAUGCACCUACCUGUCGCCCUCAUCCAGCUCCAUGUGGAACCCUUCGUGAAUGCUCAAAGCAGAGGAAACAGGACGUCCAUGCCCAUGCAGCAUCAUGUCUCCCCUGUCACCUGUUAGCUGGAAGAAGUCCGGCUGCCUGCUUGUUCUUCAGGCCAGUACUCUCUGGAAACUGAGUCUACACUCAAAUGUUGUGUGUCUCCUGUCAAAGAUCAAGGUUUAAAGAAGGGGUUACUAUUGGUGUGAAAAAAUCAAGACAGAUCAAACAGCCAGUGUUUGCCUAAUGCAAAAGAAAGGUCUACAGAGAAGAAUAUAAAGAGGAAAAUGUUUUUUUAAUGUCAUCGUCCCAUCCCACUGUGAUUUUGUACAUGGGUUAACCUUUGUGGUCCUGGCCAGGUGUGUGUGCCUGUCUCUUGAGCAACAUUUUGUGUUUUACUGAUAGUCUAUUCUUCUUCUAAGUAUUCUGCUGUGGAUAUUUGUCCUGUUUUAUGGCAGAUUUGGUUCAUUUGUCAUGUUUCAAUAGACAAAGUUGUGUACUUCUCAUGGGUGGCUCAGUGCUUGCACCUGGCUAAGUCUGUAAAAACAAGAAUGAAAAACUUUGAUGAUACUUAAGCAAGGCUGUAAUACUCUAGUACCCAUACCAGCAACAUGUUUUUUACCCAUAGACUGUAUUAAUAAGUGGACAUAGCCGUCCUGAUGUCACACAUUAACCCCAUAUAUUUUUAUUUCAUUUUCUAAUGCAACUAUCACCAAUGUUUUUUUUCUUUGGUGGUUUUUAAAAGGUGGAUGGUAUCCAAAAAAGUUGCAUUCCUGCCUGUUACUGGAAAGUACAAAAGUACAGUCCUCUCUGCUAUACUUGUGGAAAAAAACAAAAAUGAUAUAUACAACAACCCCCCCUUCUCACCCCCCUCCUCUGGCAGCAAAGUAUAUAAAUCUUUUCAGUCAUCAGAACCUCAGAAACUCACCUCCUGUGUUUUUAAUCCACCUGAUUUCUUCCUGCCGCUUGUUUCAAACUCAUCUUCAAAAAUGUUACUGUAUAUCCUCACCCAAGCAUCAGAGAAACUACCUCUUGUUAGCUAACUAGCCUUAGUUUUUUUUCUAUAGCGAGUUGUAAUAUAAAUGAGCUGUCUCUAUAGGUAAGCUGUCUUGUUAGCUAACUAGCAUCAGUGAGUGAUGUUUAAUGUUGGCUAACUCUCUUAAAAAGUGAACCGUCUCUAAUGUUAGCUAACUCUCAUAUUAACGGGCACACGGUAAUAAAAGCUUACUGACAGUAAUGUUAACAUACUAAUUCUGUUAGCAAGCCAGCUGUAAUAGCAGCUAACUUAUUUUAUAGGUAGUUAACUACUCUUAGUGAGCAAUUGAAGUGAGCUAUAGCUAAUGUUAACUUUAGCUUUAAUAUAAGUGAGCAAUCUGUAAUGUUAACCAACUAGCUUUUGGAUAAGUGAGCUAUCUCUAUUAUUUGCUAACUGGCAUAAGUGCGCUAUUUCUAUUGUAAGCUAACUUUUGUGAUAGAAGUGAGCCAUCUCUAGUGUUAACUAACUGGUUCUAAGACAAGUGAGAUAUUGCCAAUAUUAGCUAACUAGCUAAUUAAUUAAGUGAGCAAUUUUUUAUAUUAGCUUACUCUCACAUUAUAAGUGAACCAUCUCUAAUCUUAGCUGAUUCCUCUCAGAAAACCAAGCUAUAUCUAAUGAAAACUCUUGCUCUAAGAAAAGUGAGCCAUCUCUUAUGUUAGCUAACUAGCUUGAGCGAACAAUUUCCAUUGUUAGCUAACUCAUAAUAUAAGUCAUCCAUCUCUAAUGUUAUACAAUUGCUGUAAUAAAAGUCGGCUGUCUCUAAUGUUGGCUAACUAGCUCUAAUCCAAACCUUCACCAACGGUGCUACUGGACUUGAUAUUACUUCUCCAAACGGCUUCUUCUUGUCACAUUUAUUAGCAGCCUGCGACACAGUUAGUUUGUUAAUAUAACAGUUACUAGCUCUAUUAACAAAUGUAAUAUUAACUAACAUUCUGUUUUACAAGAUAUCAAGAGCAAGAUAUCUCUAAUUUUAGCAAACUCUCUCUAAUACUAAAUACCUCUUAAAAGUGUUAGCUAGCUUUAGCUAAUGUUAAACUCCAAAGUUAGCAAGCGACCUCUUAUGUUCUUUAAUUCUCUUAUUUUUAAGCUAGCUAUUGCUAACAUUAGCUAGCUUUCUUUAUCAAUAACCUUAGCUAUUGUUUCUAAUGUUUUGAAGUGAACUCUUUGGGACCCUGGGUCUCCAGGGUACGAACAAGACUGUCAAAACAUGAUUUUGCUCACCCACAGUCAAAAGCUCAUCAACAGUUCUACCAAAGAAUAACACUUCUGGUUGUCUCCUUCAAAAUUAAAGUUCCAGAUAGCCUUCCUUAUUGGCGGUGAAAGGAAACUGAAACUCAUAGAGCCUUUUAGUAAGAUAAGAUAAAAUAGUUUACAUUAACUAACGAUUAUUAUUAUUUAUGUUAGUUGUCAAAUUCAAGAUCAAAUUUGAUUUUUAACUACCACUCAGCAUAUCUUGAUUUUACUCAUUGUCCCUCUGCUGUUCAUAUAUAAAUAUUCCGGUAGGAUCUGUUACAUUUCUCACUGCUAGCGAUUAUGGACCAUGUAACACAACUGUACAGUAUUGGGCUAUCAUUUGAGCUUUCGGUUUAGAUCCAGAUGGGGACUUUGUGAGUCUGGUGAAUUAAUUAGAAUUCUACUGUUUUGAAGACUCAGGUUUGGCAUUUUGACAACUGGCAACUGUUGUACUUUGGGAGCCAGAAAUUACCUUAUUUGGAAAGAGGGGGAACAUAUUACUAAGCCCCUAUCUUGUUUGAGGCCACUUCGGCAUCAAUCACAGAUUGCCACGACAUGAGAAGUGGUUCUCAAAUGGUAUAGCGCGAGGAUCUACCACCACCUCCGUAUAAUGGCAAAUAUAAUGGAACAAAAUGUGACAGAGCAAAGACAUGGAGACAUAUUCUUUGAAACAGAAGUGUAUCACUGACUUUUUGCAGCACUUUUUUCCAGGCUCAAAUUUUCAACUCUCUGAAAAUGGCUUCAUUACCCACUUUUGGGUCUCAAUCCACCAGUUGAGAGCCAAGGACCUAAAUCUUUUACUGCUUGAGGGUGAAUCGACUGCACAAAAGUUCUCAUUAGUUUCCAUACAAUUCAGCUUCUCUGUGCAACAAAGUCUCCCCUUGCUGGCCAUGAAACAGAAUGCAUUUUGAGGGGCAGCUCCACAUUUGCUUCACUUUUAAAUACCAACAGGCUAUGUCCACUUGUUACGCAGUCUAUAAUUAACCCCACACCUUAAGGUACUACUGAUAAGAUUUUAUUUUCUCUAUCUCUCCUCUGUCGCACACCACAUGUUGAUUUCUGAUGUCUUUGUAAGGCUGUUUGUUUAUACAGCGGUACUGUGCAUGGUGUAAAUCUGCUUGCCAAAAACCUCUCUUCUGUAAAGUGGUGCCAUGCUUGACUUAGAGGUGUUGUCUUUGUAAUUUGUGUUUUACUGAAAACCAGCCAACAUCUCCAGAUGCAGUGCACAUUGCUGAUCAGAGAGCCAAAUGCCACUGUUUCUAAUUUUAUUUCUAAUGUAUAAUAUAUGUUUGUGAAUCAAGCACUACAUUUUUGGAGAUAUUUCGAAAAUGCUGACCUUUUGGAAUACCUGAUUCAUUGCUGAGUAGGAAUUACACUGUGACUCGUCUUGAAGUUGCCUUUUUAAUGAUUGUGUCGCUGGAGCUGUUUUAAACGAGGGUUAUAUUUAAAGGCACUGCG